This is a messenger RNA of Insectozyma verbasci, 1632 nucleotides long. Lineage: Eukaryota; Fungi; Ascomycota; Pichiomycetes; Serinales; Debaryomycetaceae. The record is from the annotation of a GenBank genome assembly.
AUGUCAUUACAGAAUCAAAUUAAAUCUAAAUUCGGUCCCCCUACUAGAAUAAAACCUCAACCAUAUAGUAUAAUGUUGGAAAUGUUGGAGAACCAAUCCAACAGAAUAUUAACCAAUGAAUAUUAUACAGAAAUUGUUCAAACUUUAUCAAAUUUAGAAUCGCUAACAUCAAUUAAUCCUUCAAUGAUUGAUUUACAACCAGAAAUUCAAUGGUUUAUGAGACCAUUUUUAUUGGAUUUUUUACUUGAGCUUCAUUCAAGUUUCAAACUACAACCACAAACCUUAUUUUUAUGUAUGAAUAUAAUUGAUAGAUAUUGUUCGAAAAGAAUAGUAUUUAAACGUCAUUAUCAAUUAGUAGGUUGUACUGCAUUAUGGAUUGCUGGUAAAUACGAAGAUAAAAAGUCCAGGGUUCCAACUUUAAAGGAGCUAACCAUCAUGUGUAGAAAUGCCUAUGAUGAAGAAAUGUUUGUUCAAAUGGAAAUGCAUAUUUUGAGUACUUUAGAGUGGACAAUAAGUCAUCCAACAUUAGAAGAUUGCUUGCAAUUAUCAAUAAGAACACUAAACGUAACUAAUUCGAAUAUAACACCAUGUAAAUAUAACAACAAUCAAGCAAAUAAUUCAACUUCAACAUUAAGUGCAAUUACAGCUGUUGGUAGAUUUUUAUGUGAGUUAAGCUUAUAUGAUAAAUUUUUCUUAUCUGUUCCAACUUCAUUAACUGCAAUUACAUCAAACUUAUUAGCUUGCUCAAUGUUACAAAUUCCGACAGCAUCUAUAAAUUUCAAAGAAUUGAUCACAUCUCAUUUCAAUAAUAAACAUAAUCAUAAGAAUAAAAUCAAAAAAACAAAUUUGGAAGAAGCUAUUGACUUAGACUAUGAAACAGAUGAAACAAAUGAAGAUUAUUUUUAUGAGGAUACAAAUGAUACAACUUUUGAUGAAAAUAUUGAAAAUAAACAACCAGAGAUUGUUGGUGCAUUUUUGAGUGGAUUAGAUGAUUCGUCUUUAAAUAAUAUUAAAAAAAUUGCAUUAAUGCUAAUAAUUCAAUUAAGUAAAGUUACUGAAGUUUUAAGUAAAAAAUAUGAGAUUUUAGGAGUUAUUCAAGUUAUAAAUAAUUUCCAUUCAAGAAACACAAAUCUUAUUCAAACAAUUUAUGAACAACAAGAUUCAAUUAUCAACGAUUCUUUUAGUGAUUUAUUAAUUCAAUCAUCAGAGAUUUUAUUGAAUUUUCCUAGCCUAGAAGAUGAACCCGAAUUUGAGUCAGAUGAGGAAUCUUCAAGUUAUUUGAAUACUCCAAGGUCCCCUUAUCCAUUUUCAACUAGCUCACUCAGUUUAAAUACCAAUUCAUUUACAAGUGUACCACCAGUGACUCCUCCCUCAGCAACAUCACAGUAUUCAGUAUUCUCUAAUAAAAGAUCAGGCGAAAGUGUCGACUCAAGUUGUAAUACCCCAACUUAUGUCGCAAUAUCAUCAUUUGCACCACCUCAACCACCUCCAGGUUCUGAAUUAAGAACAAAAUCAAAAAUUAGGAAAAAUAGUGGUAAAAAUCGAGGAAUUGAUCAAUUUUCUCCAAUAAAAUCAACAAGCACAAAUAGUUCCUUAACCACAAGCUCACCAUUGAUGAAUCAUAAUUAUUAA